CUACUGAAAGACUUAGUGAUGCUUCAGUUCUUGUGAGAGAAGGUGCAACUUUGCGUGAAGGUUUACACACAGCGGCGCUCUCAAGAAUUUCAAAUUGGUGAUCGUUGAAGGUGACUCUAACUACCCGCAGUUUGCUUUCUCUGUCCUCAUCCUCUCUGAUCCUCCUCUCUCAAAUUAUCAGAUCAAAACCCAAUAAAUUCAAAGAACGAAACUAAUCUGUUAAUCAAAGAGAAACCCAAUUCGAUAAUCAAACCCGAAGAAUAAACACCAACUCUGAAUUUCAGUUCAAAUAUAGAUCAGUAUAGAUAGUAUGGAAGGUAUUGUCGUAUUGAUUCCAUUGAAUCCCAUAAGCAUCAGUAGAGGAGAUCGGGGAAAAGCCAAACCUCGUUCUUUUGGAAUAGAAAUACGAACGAGCAAAUCUUUAGGAAUUGAAACACGACAAGCAAGGGUGUGCAGCGUUGCGUACGAUGUGGCGGCGUCGACAAAGGUGUUGGGUGAUAUUUGAAUUCUAGGGAAUCAGAUUAGAGAACACGAGAUCGGACCUUUUGCUGGAGUAAACUGGGUUCUUGCCUCUCCGUUUUCCUCCUCACUCGCCUAGCCGUCGGACUCCAAACGAACCACUAACCACCCCAAUUAAGAUAAGAGGCUUGUCCACGUGUCUAAUUAAACGGUCGAGAUUUGACGGUGUGUGAACUUCUGUUUCCCCUAUUAUUGUACUCAUCCACACACAAGUUUUACAAUAUGUGUAUAUAUGGGCUUGUCAUUUCCCACAACGAUAUCUACUUUUGCAAGCUAAGCUUGAGCAAAUUAAUUACCUCUCUUCUACCUCAGAGUCUCAGACUAUUUCCAAAUGAAGAAAGCUUCUGAGCUAAUUUUCAUACCAACCCCAGGUAUUGGUCACAUCGUUUCGACAGUUGAGAUUGCAAAGCUCCUCAUCUCUAGAGAUGACAACCUCUUCAUCACAAUCCUCAUCAUGAGGUACCCCUUCACUACAGACGGCAGCGACGCCUACAUCAAGUCCGUGGAAGACCCUUCGUUGAAGAGGCAGCGCAUCAGGUUCGUCAACCUGCCACAAGAACAAUUCCAAGGAACCGGCGCCACCGCCUUCUUCGCCUUCAUCGACGGCCACAAGUCUCAAGUCAAAGAUGCCGUCACUAAACUGCUCACUGUGACUGAAUCCGAGCCUCGAAUUGCCGGGUUUGUCAUCGACAUGUUCUGCACAGGGAUGAUUGACGCGGCUAACGAAUUCGGGCUUCCUACCUACGUGUUCUACACCUCUGGGGCGGCGAAUCUUGGGCUCGUCUUCCACCUCCAGUCCUUACGUGAUGAACAGAACAAGGACUGCACGGAGUUUAAGGACUCGGACGCCGAGUUGGUCGUCCCGAGUUUCAUCAACCCCUUGCCGGCUGCAAAAGUCUUGCCUGCUGUGAUUCUCGAGAAGGACUCGUCCGACGUCUUCCUCAACUUUGCCAAAAGGUACAGAGAGACCAAGGGUAUUUUAAUUAACACGUUCCUUGAGCUCGAAGCUCACGCUCUUCAGUCUCUCAGUUCGAACGGUAAGAUCCCUCCGGUGUACCCAGUCGGACCUAUACUGAACGUUAAGGGUGAUGACAGCCGAGCGGGCUCGGAGAAGUCGAAGCAGAAGUCGGAUAUCUUGGAGUGGCUUGAUGAACAGCCUCCGUUAUCUGUGGUGUACUUGUGCUUCGGGAGCAUGGGAUGCUUUGGAGAGGACCAAGUAAGAGAGAUAGCUCACGCACUCGAGCAAGCUGGGUUUCGGUUCUUGUGGUCUCUACGUCAACCCUCAAUGGAGAAGAUUGUUUUCCCGACUGAUUACACGGAUUACAGUACAGUCUUGCCGGAAGGGUUUCUCGAUCGGACGGCUAAUAUAGGGAAGGUCAUAGGUUGGGCGCCGCAAGUAGCUAUCUUGGCCCAUCCAGCCGUCGGAGGGUUUGUGUCUCAUUGUGGUUGGAACUCUACUCUGGAAAGUAUUUGGUAUGGUGUGCCGAUUGCGGCUUGGCCUUUUUUUGCCGAACAACAAAUGAAUGCCUUUGAGUUAGUGAAGGAACUCAAACUAGCCUUUGAGAUCGACAUCGGCUAUAGAAAUGACAGUGGGUUGAUUGUGAGUAGGAAAGACAUAGAGAAAGGGAUAAAGGAGGUAAUGGUAAAAGAUAGUGAACAAAGGAAGAGGGUGAAAGAAAUGAGUCAAAUGAGCAGGAAAGCUUUGCACGAUGAUGGUUCCUCGUACUCAUCAUUAGGUCGUUUUAUUGAUCAAAUUCAAACCCCAUGAACCUAGUUUUAUGCUUGUUUUAACAUGCUGUGAACAAAUUUCUUGUAUCAUGGUCCUUUGUGUUGUAUGUAUUAGAUCCUAUUGUACAAUUUAAGAUUUACGGUUUAGACGAUCAUAUGUAUCAUGUUACUUAUAUCCCGAACAUGAAGUCCCAUUUCAGAACAUCUCAUGUACAUGUAGCUGUUCAACAGUUAUAGUACGUUUCACUUU
This is a messenger RNA of Argentina anserina (silverweed cinquefoil), 2497 nucleotides long. RefSeq names its product UDP-glucose flavonoid 3-O-glucosyltransferase 6-like. NCBI's taxonomy places the organism in Eukaryota, Viridiplantae, Streptophyta, Magnoliopsida, Rosales, Rosaceae. The transcript has a single exon. Gene Ontology annotation, molecular function: UDP-glycosyltransferase activity. Bases 851 to 2287 code for a protein of 478 amino acids. The record is from RefSeq and is a predicted model, not a curated record.